AUGGAUUCUUUCACCAACCUCGUCUCGGGUAUCGGCCACCGCAUCUCGGACAUUGUCAAGGGCGAGGACCACGAGCAGCACGCUCAUCAGCUCAAUGUCCAGGACCAAAACGAGAACCGCAACCCCUUGCUCGACGACGACGAGGAGGUUGAGGAUGCCGCCAUCGAAGCCGCACGUCAAGAAUACGAGUCCAUCAAGCCCUCGGCCCAAUUCAAGGCCGGACCUGUCCUCCGCUUCCAGAAUAUCGAAGUUGAUCGUCGUCGCUGGAAGGGUUCUGCCCUGAUUGUCACCGAGCGCCAGGAUCCUCCUAACUUGGUCAUCCGUGACCCCACAAAGACCAACCUCGGCUUGGCGCGCCCACAUCUCCUGGACACCUGGGAGGGCAACCACUUUUACAGAUACGACAUCCAGUUGACGCUCCUGAGCCAUCGUGAGAAGAACAUCGAGUACUGGUUCGAGACCGAGCAUGGCAGUCGCGUCCAUAGCCCUCAAAAGUGGAACUUCUUCGUCCCUGCCUUGGACGAGCCCUUCAACUGGGCCUUCUACUCCUGCAACGGAUUCACCUCCGAUGUCGAAGAUCCCGAGACGAACUUCCAUGGCGCCAACCCCUUGUGGGACGAUCUCUUGGGUGCCCAUGACGGCAAGCCCUUCCAUGCGAUGGUUGGAGGAGGUGACCAGAUUUACAACGAUGAUGUCCUCGCAACUCCUGAGAUGGUCGAAUGGCUGGCGAUGGACGGGGAUGAGAGAGUCGCGAUCGAGUUCACGAACGACAAGCGCUACGCGGUCGAGAAGUACUACUUUGACCACUAUGUCCAGCACUUCAGCACCGGAACCUACUCCAAGGCCCUUUCCCUGAUUCCAUCGGUCAACUCAUGGGAUGACCACGAUAUUCUUGACGGCUACGGCUCCUACCCCGCCCACUACCAGCUGUGCAAUGUUAUGCAGGGUAUCGGUGCUGCCGCCGCGCGCUUCUACCUCCUGUUCCAACAGCACGCCAACCGCAACACUACCGCCAAGGCCGGUCUCAGCACCUCGUCCUCGGGCAAGGGCUGGAGCGCCAUCACCCACUUUGGAAAGCGCACCCUCGUCGUCCUCCCUGACACACGUUCCGAGCGUAGCAAGGAGCUGAUUCUCUCGAAUGAGACCUACGAGAUGUUGGACCGCGAGAUCCGCCAGCAGUUGUUGCCAACAACCCGCCACUUGGUCAUCGUCUUGGGAACUCCAUUGGUUUACCCCGCCUUGACCUUGUUCGAGGACACCCUCGAGGCCAUGGGAGACGCCUUGUCGAGGGACAGUAUCAUCGGCAAGGUCUUUGGAAAGAACAAGGCGUUCCAGAACGUCUUGGGACACUUCGGACCUGAGCUGUUGGAUGACUUGGUUGACUCGUGGGCCUGCAACAUCCAUACCGACGAGAAGAAGAGGCUGGUUGAGCUUUUGCAGAGCAUUGCUAAGUCUCACAACGUCCGCGUCACCUUUGUCGGAGGCGAUGUCCACAUCGGAGGUGCCGGCCGCCUGUUCUCCACCGACAGCACGGAUCCUCUUCGCGACCCUUACCACAUGACCCAGAUCGUCUCCUCGGCUAUUGUCAACGGACCUCCACCCAGUGCUGUCAUCCAUGCCCUCCAUAGCUCUUCAAAGACCUACGCCUUGAACGACUUCACCUCCGAGGAGAUGACAGAGAUCUUCAACCAGGACGUCACGGGCGAUGCUCUGGAGCACAAGAAGUUGUUGAACCGUCGCAACUGGUGCGAGGUCCGCGAGCUCUCCGGCAUGGAACUCGAAUUCACAAUCCGUGUCGAGAAUCUUGACCAUGUCGGAACCAAGAAGUACCCCGUCUUGGUCGACCGCCUCGAGUCUGUCGAGCGUGAGCAGUAA
Messenger RNA from Gamsiella multidivaricata, 1875 nucleotides. RefSeq lists its product as uncharacterized. Gene Ontology annotation, cellular component: membrane. The record is from RefSeq and is a predicted model, not a curated record. The transcript has 4 exons. NCBI's taxonomy places the organism in Eukaryota, Fungi, Mortierellomycota, Mortierellomycetes, Mortierellales, Mortierellaceae. The coding region runs from base 1 to 1875 and encodes 624 amino acids.